CCUAUGCAGUGUCGCCUAAUGUCUGUAACUAACUUAAUACAUCGGGACAGGUCUUAUUCGGUUAUAUUAUUUAAAACAGCGAUGCAGGAAAGCAGAAGGAGCAGUUUGUACACUAACUGGGUGUACAGACUAUAGACAACUGCUGAAAAUAGUACUCAAAGUAAUGUUUAACAAUCGGACGCAUUUUGGAAUUCAGCCCAGCAGAUCUGGAUGGCCUUGCAAAGGAAUCUAAGUGAGAAAAAGUAGUCAAGGCUAAAGUAAGAAAAAAAAAAUCUAUAUUUUGCGCAUAGCUGAGAAGCCUAGGGAGAGCAAGCUCUUGGGGUCACCUCAUUGUCCUUUGGAUUAACGUCUGUAGGUUCUCCUGUGUCUGAUCCUCAGUGAUUCUCCUGUGGAAGGUGGAUCUGAGAGCUUCACUUCUUGGACAUUUUGCAGACCUGCCUCCCAGACUGUAAUGAUCCUUCCCUUCUCUUCCUGCCUCUCAGCUCCAUCCAACAGAAAAGUGGAAGGAAGAAUCGUCUAACUUCCCACUACCAGCCACAUCUCCCCUUCUUAGCUGUGGGCAGACAGUCCUGGACAUGCGGACUAUUGGACUGAUUCUACACCUCAGCUGGAAUCCUUGUACCAGCUCCUAAAUUCUGGGAGGAUUGGAUUCCCUUUCGUUCUGGACUCAGCAUUAUUCCUGCUUGCACUAGUAUAUCUUUCCCUCCAUGUACUGGAAAAGUGAAAAUGCUACCCCUCAUUCAGAGGGCAACAGCCUGGAUCCUGAAGAGGAGUCAGCAGGAAAGGUGAUGUCCCAAGACCAGCAGAUCCCCAUGGGGACAAGUCGAUGUUUGGAAACCAAGAGUCCUCACAUAAUGUCACAGUCAGAUGAUGAAAAUCUGCCAUGUAAUUUGGAGAAAGAGGAGCACUCAUCCCCCAGCCCUCCCUCCACUCCAUCUGUGUGCUCCCCACCAUCUUCUUCAUCUUCUUCUCUACCUUCCGAUGGGAAAAACAUCUGCUCCAGCUGUGGCCUGGUAAUCCUAGACAGAUACCUGCUUAAGGUGAAUAAUUUAAUUUGGCAUGUCAGGUGUCUGGAGUGUUCCGUGUGCAGGACGUCGCUGAGACAGCACAACAGCUGUUAUAUCAAAAACAAGGAGAUAUUCUGUAAAAUGGAUUACUUUAGCCGGUUUGGUACCAAGUGUGCGCGAUGUGGCAGACAGAUUUAUGCCAGUGACUGGGUGCGAAGAGCCCGUGGGAAUGCUUACCACUUAGCAUGCUUUGCAUGUUACUCCUGUAAAAGGCAGCUGUCCACGGGGGAAGAGUUUGGCCUGGUGGAGGAGAAGGUCUUAUGCAGAAUCCAUUAUGACACCAUGAUAGAAAACCUGAAACGGGCAGCUGAAAACGGCAAUGGUAUCACAUUGGAAGGAGCAGUACCAUCAGAACAAGACAGCCAGCCAAAACCAGCAAAAAGAGCACGCACAUCAUUCACAGCAGAACAGCUGCAGGUGAUGCAGGCACAGUUUGCUCAGGAUAACAAUCCUGAUGCACAAACCCUUCAGAAACUUGCAGAUAUGACGGGACUAAGCAGAAGAGUAAUCCAGGUUUGGUUUCAGAACUGCCGAGCACGACAUAAAAAACACACGCCUCAGCAUACAGUGCCUCCACCCGGCCCUACACCAACCCGUCUCACCUCUUCACUUUCAGAUGACAUUCACUUCUCCCCCUUCAGCAGUCCAGAGAGAGCUAGAAUGGUCACAUUACAUGGAUAUAUAGAAAGUCAGGUACAGUGUGGGCAGAUGCACUGCAGACUCCCUUAUGCUGCUCCUCCUGUGCAUCUCAAAAGCGACAUGGAGCCACUAUCUAACAGAGGAGAUAAGGUAAUCCUUUUUCAGUAUUGAACAUCAUCUUCUGCCAUUGGUGAUGACAUACUGCCCUUCCUGCCUGGGUCAUAAAGAAUUCAGCACAGAUUGACACCCAGCACAGAAGACAUCAUGUGUUCUCCUUGGCUUUUAUUCUCUAUGAGUGAAGUGGCCAAUAUAUAGUGGAGACUUUAAUAUUUCUUCAAAAGAACGUAGACUUUGCUUCUCGGGAGAGCAGCUAAACCAUCACAUUAAAUUAGUUGGCUGGAUUUCCUAUGGGUAUCAAUUCAAUACAACCCAUUCCCAGAAGGAAUUUGUCAUCCACUGCACUUGUACGGAAGACUAAUUACUGUACAGCCAGAAUGAGGAGGCCUCAUUCUGAGGAGACCUCAUUUUCAGUCUAAAGAACAUGAAGUUGACCUGAGAUGUUGCACCUGGUUGGAUAAUGCUCAUUCAAUAACGGUGACUAAGUGUAUGCAUUAUUUGCAUAACCAGACACAGCAAAGUCUCUUUAAAGUACAGCCUCACUUAUAACUUGAUUUGUUGGUACAAUAAAAGAUGUAACAACCUACAACAUAAAAUGUAAGUUCCAAACUCUUAAUAAGCUUCUCUACCCAAAACAUUUUGUCAUGUAAACGUUACAACUUAUUGAAUUUCUUGUCUUUAGUUUCCCACACCUCUACUGCUUGGAGUAAAUCAUCUCUACACUAGAAUUAUAUAAAAAAAAAAAUGGUUAGACCUAUAAUAUUAGAGAUUUGGCUCUAGUCUGUUAUCUCUCCUUGAGCGUCAGAUUAGCUUUGAUUAUACCAAAAACCAUUUAAAUGUUUCUCAUCAGUUACUGUUAUUAUAUUUGGGAACAUUAAUCCCACAGCCCAAAGCUCUGCUAAAAUGAAGAACUGUUAGGGCAUGUUUCAGUAUUGUGAAAACUAGCCAAAUGAAUAAGACUACUUUAGUUUACUUUACCUCAUCAUAUAGAAAAUAUGGGGAUAUGUAUCAAGCAGUGUAAAGAGUGGAGAAGUUGCCUAUAGCAAUCAAUUAGAUUCUAGCUAUCUUUUUUUUAGUAUAUUCUAUAAACAAUAGGUAGAAUCUGAUUGGUUGCUAUAGGCAACUUGUCCACUUUUUACACCACUUGAAAUGGGGGAUGUAGCCGUCGGUAUUGUGACCGCCAGUCUCCUGAUCGCUGGUCACAUAACUACAUCCCCUUGAAACUUCUCUCUAUAGUUUGAUAGACAACAAUUCCUCAUCACGUCAGAAAACUAUUGUGAAUCAGAAACAUUAUAUUGCCUAUUUAUCACUUCAAAGUAUUCAUCAAUUUCUUCUGAUCAGAAUUUUAAAAUAAGUUUUCCAUUUCUAAGUUCUUAUCAAAAGCACAAAGCCACACAAUUGACGUUUUGGUGGGUGACAUCAGCAUAAACCAGUUAGUCUCAUCACUUUGAUAAAGAAUAAGAAAUAAUUGGGAUAAUUAUUUGCAUGCACAAUACCAUCUGCAUUUCUGAAAGAUCUCAUUUAACUAACAUUGAGGCAUUAAAUAAGAAAACAAGAUGGUAGAUGAAAAAUAUAUACACCACGGGCGUAUGGCGUAUCUAUCUACCAUUUUUUCAUGCUGUUUAUUUUAUACUUCAGUUUAUUGUUAAACCUUUUGCAUUACAAAGAGUGCAUAUCAGACCAGAUGUUAUAGUGCAUUUCUGUCCCACUUUUUUUUGUCAGUGAAUUUAUUUUUGUACGAUAUAGAGGCACACACAUUAAACUUUGUAUGUGCAACUCAUCAGCAAGUGGAAUUGCAAAAAGAAAAAAAAAAAGUUAAAGCUUAAAAUACACACUAUCCAAUUUGGGGAAUUAUCAGGCCAAUCAACAGAUACUGCCAGACAACUGUGUAUACAGGGGCGCUGGAAUGUUUGUAGCCGAUAAAUGUUCCUGUAACCUUCCGAUUGAGGACACUAGAGAGCAUGUGCGGCACACGUCAUCCCCAUCAUCCUGAUCCCGUUUUAGAGAUGAGGCAAGAAAAUGCCCAGUAUGUAUGUGUAUGCACCAAUCCAAUAUUCACUUCAUUGCAUCGGAGCGUUUAGGAGACAUUGGGAAAAAGAUCCGGUAAUGUACAUAUGACUUCUCACUCAGUCUUUACGCUGAAAGUAAGGAGGAGUUAGGAUUGUUAGGAGUUAGGAUUGUCCAUAUUUAAAAUACCAUCAUUAUUUGGUUUGUCGUUUUAAAUACAUUGCUAUAAUAGCUGCACUCAGAAAAUAGAACUCAUUUGAAAACAGCUGCAAACAUCAUCUCAAAAAGUUUAAAUGCACAAUGGAAAAACUAUAUGACACAGCUCACACUUAUAGAUCAUUUUACGAUAUGGUAAAUCAAUUUUGGCACCGUCACCUACUUAGCUGUGACUACUCAUAAGGAACCCUUAUGUUAAACUUUGGAAAACGUAAAACCCCGAUUAUACGGGAUUGUACUAACUGUGGUGCAGUUUAACCGGGGCAGCUAAUUUUUUUUAAUCUGUUUUUAUACUCCUCUCUGGUAAUAUAUAUAUGCUGUACAGUAGUCCAAGCUAGGCUGCACAUGUUCCUUUCUGGCGCACACCCCUAUGUAUUUGACUUUUCAUUUCGAAUAAUGUCCACAUUAACAGCUAAUCCACCACCUGCCUGGAAUAAAGGCCUGACCCAGAGCUAUGAUGCAAUUAAUAUUAAAUAGGCAAACUAGAUGGCUCCAAACAAAUUUGUCCUCACCAUUCUAUAUUUCUGUCACUGUCCUGUAAAUGUAGAAAUCUCAUAUAGUUUAGGAAAGACAACAUGCUAUAGGUUCCGUUCAGAAGCUGUGAUGCCUAUUCAGACGUCCUGCGGGGCUUUGCACAAAAAGAGCAUUAUACUCUUGUGAAUUUAGCACUUGGUCUUGAGGAUGAAAUCAUUUCUUCCGUGUGCUAAGACUAGCUGCUAUAAACACCUACAUUCAUUUAUAUGUGGAUAUACCAGAUGCUACUGUCACUUGGCAAAACGUGCCUGGAAUAUUUGCCAGUUACUUUGCAAAAAAGGAAAAAGGAACAUUUAAAUAUAAUUUUAUCCUGCAUAUAAAUACAUGCAAAAAAUUACUGAAAUACAGAACACAAUCACGUUAAGACAUCUCUUUCAAAUACCCUUCAUAAAGGACUCCCUCUAUUAAGGAACUUCCUAUAAUUCCUUUACACCAUACAAAGAUGCCCUUGAAUAGGCAACUACAUUCCUGCUGCUUUUUUGACACUUAGCGGAUAUAUUUCAUGACAUACAGGUUCUACAAAUAAACUGGUGAUCAGCUGAAAUAUAGCGUACUGUAAUUAGCUAAAAAUUCUGCAUAAUUAUGUCAUACUUGUGCAGAAAAGGUGGAAUAAUUAUGUAAAUGAUGGAUUGAUUAUAAUGAGAAUCAGACAAUUUACAAUUUCAUUUACCAGCACUCCUUCACUGCCAGAACUUUCAGGUGUGUAAACACAGUAACUGAAUAUGAGAUGCACAACAGAGCCCCCACAUACCGUACCUUAUGUGAAUUAAGCAAUCACAAAGACUCCCUGUUUCCAAAAACUGGUUUCAACCGCUGCCAAGUUCUGAUGAAUAUUCUAAGCCAGAUUUAAAACAGACAACAAAGUAACGUUGAUGCAUUAGUCCAAGUGGACUUUUUUUUAACUUUCCAAUCCUGCUUGCUGAGGAGUCGUACAUACAAAGUUAAAGUCUAUUGCCUGCUCACCUGGAAUGUCCAGGAUACUCCAGAGUUUUGAGGAGUCCCAAGGAUUCCCAGGAGAGCUGUUCACCCUCCUAUAUGAACUCUCCCAGAGGGAACCAUACAUACUGUAAGUAGGUAAGAGUUCAGUGGGUGUGUAAAACCUUGUGAGCAAAUGGCCAAAUAUAUUUCCCGUUCCACUAACAUGAAAGAUUACUGGCACAAAGAAAAGCAAUGAUGCUAUAUUUCAACUCCGAGCCAUAUAAAUGGUAAUAUGGAACAUAAAACAUAUGCAUGAAAGGCUACUAGGUUGGAGAACAAAGUAUAGGGGCACAGGUAGAUAGAUGUAAAAGGACAAUUGUAGGAGAAAUGUUGGUAACUGUUAGGACACACAUUGCACUUGGUAAUCUUAAUGAGCUCUAAGAAGAAAAAAAAUGCCUUCAGACCAUGGUAAUAAAUUGGUGCAGGAUGCUCAGCAGUGUAAUAGCUGCAAUGUAAUGAUGUCAAGAAAAUAAGGAAGAGAGCCAGGCUGUUUUGGCACCAGUGGAAAUAGGUUUUUGUGAGAUACACAAUCGAGUAACAUUAUUAUGACCACCAGCUAGUAUCCAGAGUAACCGCCAUGUGCAGAACAGAGAGCUUCUAGACGGGCUGAAUUGUCAUUUUAGACACGUCUGGUAGCCCCCAGGUUCAUUUUGACAGUGAGCUGCUCCACUGUACCGUGUCGGUCAGCCCUCACACACCUUCAUAGCUGACGUUCACCUCUCACAUGUGGUGCUACGCAGUUUCCAUGUCGGUUAUUCGCAAUGGUGCCAUGUGUCCAGUCAUGAUACACCUUCACAACAGCAUGUGAACUGCUCACAAACUGCGCUGUUUUAGAAAUACUGUCACCCUUGGCCCGAAUGACGACAAUCAUUCAUUUUUGCAACCCAGAUAAAUCGCCCCUUUUACCCAUGACAACAGCAAGCGAUAUGAGGGGUUUUUUCAGAGUUGUUAGCAAACCAAAAAAGUUUGCAAUUGGGCAAAACCAUGUUGCACUGCAGGUGGGGCAGAUGUAACAUGUGAGGAGAGAUUUAGAUUUGGGUGGGGUGUGUUCAAACUGAAAUCUAAAUUCCAGUGCCAAAAUAAGGCAGCAAGUAUUUACCAUGCACAGAAACAAUAUAACCCACCCAAAUAUAAAUCUAUCUGCCCCACCUUCAGUACAACAUGGUUUUGCCCAAUUGCUAACUUUUUUGGUUUGCUAACAACUCUGAAUAACCCCCUGUGUGCAGACAGUCUAUCCACACACCCUAUAUACCCACCAAGCCAGAGCACAACUUCAGCAGGACAGUCCCAUUUGUCUAGGCCUGUCCCAGUUUCCUGCGGUAGGGUGAGUUGGGCGGAGGGCGCAUGUGCACAGCAUCCAUUCACAGUGAUGGGAGAGACUGGGGGCAGGCCAGCAUCUCAGAGACUGCUGGGCAUGCCCCACAAUGAUGGGAAUGGGGAUACGAUGAAGCUCCACCCCCUUUCCCUGAGGCCUCACCCCCUCCACGGUCAGCCCCUUUCAUGGUCCCACUCUAUGAACCACCAAUGCUAGGAAGUAUGUAGUAUUAGUAUUUAUAGAAAGGAGGCACUCAUUACUAUAUAGUAAGAGGCCCCAUUUCCUUUUUUGCAACCUGGUACAGACCUGCCAGGGGUACCAGGAGGGGACUAAUACUACUUAACAUUGGUUCUGGCAUUCCUAAGUGUUGGGGCUAAUUAGCAUGACCCAUUGAGGCAGGGGAGGGUUUUUUCUAUUUUUUUCCUUACAGGCUGACAGGCAACAUACAAUAGCUGCAGUUAUCUAGUCUGUCACAACCACCUCAUUUUUAAGCUGUUUUUUUUUUGGAGUGUUUACCUGCAGUUUCCAGGCUAAUGUGUCUGGCAAUCUCUAAUUUUUUUUAAUGUAAAACAACUGGGAUGACAGUUUACAUCAGAGUGAGCUUUAAAAUGUCAGUUUUGCUAUGAUAAAUCCAGAGUUUGCUGAUAGCCCACAAAUAAUGCCAAAGAGAGUCAAAUUGCUUUUCAGAAAUCCUCCCAAAUGCUGUUCACACACAUAAAAUAUUGGUGUAUCAAUUUAGUCAAUUCAAUCUAGUCGAGCAAACAUUGUACAUAAUGGGCAGUAUUUAAUUCUGUUCACCCCCUUCCACACCCGUUACGUUUCUGCUGACGUGUGUGUUAUAAUCAUUUCAGCUUGCUACCCUCGGGGUAGCGAGGGCGCCCUACCAUUUACGCAGCUAAACCUGAUUACUAUGGACACGAUUUGUGUGAUAACGGGGAUCACUUUAGAAAGGAGAUUGGGCGUGAUAUAUCAUUUGAAUACCGCCCCAUGUCCGUAUUUGAAAAUCACUGAAUUUCUAACCAGAUUGCAUAUGAACUGGAAGGUUCAUCAGUCCAGUCCUUGAAUAUGAUAGUAGUGUGUGUGUCCAAUAUCUAUUGCAGUCCAAUUUUAUCUAAUUAUUGCAGUCUGGGAUUAUUUUGCAUUUACAUGUGUUUAGUAUAAUUGCUGACAGAACCCAUUGCAACGUGUGUAGGCAACAUUAGUCUUUUUAUUGCAGGACUUUUACUGAAAACUUCAACAAUGACAAUUACAUUUAUUUUGUAGGAAACUCUUUUUCUAAAAUAGUACUUUGUUUGAUACCACUAACAGUUGAAUUUAUGAGCACCAACCCAUUGUAGUGGUGGCAUUUACAUUUCCCCGAAAUCACAUCUACUUUAUUUUACUGUAAAUUUUCAUUCAUAUUUGAAUAAUAAGACUUAAUUUGCCACUUUCAGCUUGUAUUGUUAAUAUAUAAUGAGGCUCAAUCAUCUACAAUGUAUUGCCCCAAUUCCUCGUUCUGCUUACGCCAGAAUUGGAUAAAUCCAACAUGUUGGAAAUCCUCAAAUUGUUAAUUUCGACCCAAAAAAAUAUUGGGAUUGGGAUCUUUAACAUAAUGAAAUUCCCUGACAGAUUGCAGAUCAUCAAUGUCGCCAGUCGCUAGUUUUGAUUUCAUGUUGCUUUAUGCUUGUCCUCCUUCAUUUUAGCCAUAGGGUUACAGAGUAAUGAUCAUUUGCUGAGGAACAGAAGGUUGCAUAGGCCAAGUGGACUAGUUUUUUUAGAGGGAGAACCUACAGUAGUUUUACACAGCAGUGCCAAAUAAGGUUUUAGUUUUCAAAGUGAGAUAACUGAAAUGAGCUAAAGGGGCUGCAGACUACUGUGUCCUACAGGUGGAAAACCAAGACAUUUUGUGGUGCGCUUCCCAUAUGCUGUGUAAAUGACACCCAGAGCAUCUGCAGGGUACUGCAAUUCAGAGGUUGAGUAAUCUUAGUCCAUUACCUUUACAUAUAAACAUAAAUCAGUAGUAACCUAACACUUUAAAUAACUGUACAAGUACGCAAGGCUGCUGUUAGGCUGUCAGUGGGAAGACUCUGGUAAACAUUUUUUGAUGUCCCAUAAUAUGGAAAUUUACUUUUAAAAGACUUAUCUAAACCAACAAAUCAAAACAGUGGGGCAGAGGUAUUAAGUCUGGAGAAGUGAUAAAGCAGUGAUAAGUGCAAGGUUAUAAUGCACCAGACAAUCAGCGCCAAUAUGUAAAUUUACAAUUAGGAGCUGAUUGGCUGCUGUGUUAUCACCUUGCACUUAUUACUGCUUUAUCAAUUCUCCAGGCUUACAUCUGCCCCAAUGUUUCUUAAUGAUCACUUUUUGUUAUGUCAUGUAUUCUCCUGGACUCCAAAUAUUAAUCUAUAACUAGUAUCACACUAUUGAGAAUCAAUUGUCAAUUUCUACUUAAUGAUGUUGCUGUCAAGUUGUCUAAAAUAGAUUUGUUGUCCUCUGGUAUGGGAAACUACAGAAAGGAUUCUGUGAGUAAAUUGUGUAAUAAUGGGAAUAAAUUAUUUUGUAAACCAUCCAUUUGAAUAACACUUUACCAUUAAUCAGAAGUAACAUGGUACGUACAGUCAGGGUUAAUGGGUCAUUGAUUAGACCCAUAUGCAAUACAAGUGCUGCAUGUUUCACUGCAGUUAACUUCUCAUGCAUGCUGCAUAGAAACAUGUAAUCUAAUUGUAAUGAAACCUUGCAUUAAGUGUAUUUCAAAUGGUUCUAUAUUUACAUGGUUGAUUUGGCAACCAUAUUUGGUGAGACAAAAUUUGCCUGUACGGAUCCACUGCAAUGCUGGACAAAGUCAUCAUUAAUAUAUUCCAAGUCUUCUCUUUAUCUGCAUAUAAGCGACAAAAAUGGGUAAUGGACAAAUCUCCUACUACCACAUGGCCACUGUUGGUACCUGUACAAAUUAUGAACAAUGAAUGACCCAGAACUAAAUCAGUUCAAGGUUUUACCUCUAAUCUGCAAGUCUUCACCAAGAUGGCGGUGAUGGCUUAUAAAAUCUGUUCGCAUCCAGAUCAUCACCAAAGCAUUCUCAAAUGAACUGUUUUGUUAUUGUGUGUUGCAAUCAGACAUUUCUUGGUUAACAUCUUAGGCCUCGUACACACUGGCACCAGUAAAACACAGAUGAGGUGUACACGGUGCGUAGCAGUGAAUGUGCAUUCUAUGCACUGUGAAUGCUUUCAGAAUUAUGGUUCACUGAACCCUUCGGCAAAUGCUCACUUGCAGGGUGAUCUUCAGAUAUGAGGCAUCGUGUAUGCUACGCAUCGUGUAUGCCUUAUUGGAGCCUGUAUGCGAGCCCUUAUUUAGGUAAAACAAAGAUUACCGCAAAUGUAAUAUUUAUUUAUUAAAGAAAAAUGUGUAAGCACUUUUUUUUAAGUAUGUCUGUUUUGUUAUAUAUACUUUUAAUGUUGUGCAUUGUAAAAUGUCCUAUUUGUGUAUUAAAUAAAGUUACCUUGGGUGGAAGUGCUGGCACUUAA
Messenger RNA from Pseudophryne corroboree (corroboree frog), 10370 nucleotides. It is a transcript of the gene LHX6, whose product is annotated as LIM homeobox 6. Gene Ontology annotation, cellular component: nucleus. Gene Ontology annotation, biological process: regulation of transcription by RNA polymerase II; forebrain neuron development; neuron differentiation. Bases 708 to 1877 code for a protein of 389 amino acids. The record is from RefSeq and is a predicted model, not a curated record. The transcript is spliced from 10 exons. Lineage: Eukaryota; Metazoa; Chordata; Amphibia; Anura; Myobatrachidae. Gene Ontology annotation, molecular function: DNA-binding transcription factor activity, RNA polymerase II-specific; RNA polymerase II transcription regulatory region sequence-specific DNA binding.